Penicillium manginii is the source of this 1296-nucleotide messenger RNA. RefSeq lists its product as uncharacterized. The record is from RefSeq and is a predicted model, not a curated record. Lineage: Eukaryota; Fungi; Ascomycota; Eurotiomycetes; Eurotiales; Aspergillaceae. Bases 1 to 1296 code for a protein of 431 amino acids. The transcript has a single exon.
AUGGACCUGGACCUGGACCUGGACCUGGGUCUAGAUGAUCCGAUUCCUACCACCGUCGUAACGAGCGUUACGCGGAAUUCGCCAAAUACUCCCGGUAGAACCUCCGACGUGCCGUCCAUCCAGGCAACCGGUGGAGUACGACUACCAAAGACAGCGGAAGAUGAUAAUCACAGCGAGCACAGUGACUCUGCCCCCGUACCAUCCCCUUCAUUCUCGGGCUUCCACUCCCAUUCCCACUCCGCGCGAUCGUCGCCCGGCGCGGGGAUCCGCAUCCGCCUAAAUGAAGCCGAUGAGGAAAGUCAUCUAGAGGGCCACACCCUCAUCGACGAGCAGCAAUCGAUGCUGGGCCAUACCCUGAUCGGUGAGCCGUCGACGCUAGGCGAUAGCAACCCGGAUGGCUCGGCAUUAUCAUUCGCGUCGGCGUCCAUCAAUCAAUCCCACAUUCCGCCCAGCCGCCAGAUAAUCAACGAUUCCCUCCUCACUCCAUCACGCCAGUUUGGAGGAGACUCGAGUCAGAACUCACUUCUCGCUAGCCUGCACGCUCCUGAGUCUGCGAAUGAUGACAUCGACAACGACAACGAACCCAGCGCAGACUCGGGCGUAGCACUAGGCGAAGUCCAAAUCGAAACAAGACCAACACUUGCAACCGACGGCGUAGACGACGACCUCCUCCCAGACUUCAAUUUCGACCUAUCCCCAGAUGAAGACCGCGUCCUAAACGACGAAUCAAGCCUCCACCUCUCCCCGGGUCCCUCAUCAUCACCUACACACUCGCAAAGCUCACGCUCCCCCUCCGUCUCCUCCCGCAAACUCCCCACAAGCGCACAGCAAGAACCAGAAUCAAACUCAAGCCCAGACUCAGACCCCGCGAUCGCGAAACACUCGCGUUCACCGUCUCCGUUACUGAAAUCGUUAACGCCGCCGGCUGCGUCUGCGUCUGCAUCAACGAGAUCCCGAAAGCGAUCUUCUCGCACUUCGCAGAAAAAUUCUCAGGCCCCUGCUCCAGCGCAAAUUCAGCAGAUUUCCGACUACAUCGGUCUAACGCAGAAUUCCUCCCCGCUACCGCCACGGGAUACAUCGACGCCUCGGGCCGAAGCGACAACGGGCGCGAACAGCAACAGAAACAGCAUCGACAGCAGCCCUCCUCGUCCGCGCCGCACGCGCGCAUCGUCCAAGGCACAACUCCUCCAGUCAAUGUCGCAAUCCCCGAGCAAGAUUCCAAAGCGCAAGAAGAAUGCCAAGGAGAAGCGUGUUGAGAAGCGUCCUUCGCCGAAGAAACCCGAGUGGAGAUUUUGA